Messenger RNA from Gaeumannomyces tritici R3-111a-1, 1233 nucleotides. RefSeq names its product gelsolin repeat-containing protein. Bases 1 to 1233 code for a protein of 410 amino acids. The record is from RefSeq and is a predicted model, not a curated record. Gene Ontology annotation, molecular function: actin filament binding. The transcript has a single exon. NCBI's taxonomy places the organism in Eukaryota, Fungi, Ascomycota, Sordariomycetes, Magnaporthales, Magnaporthaceae.
AUGGCGCCAAACCAGGGACUCGUGCACCUCAAGGAGUACGACAUCAAGGACAGCAACGUAGAGCUGAUUGGGAGCGACAUCGACCACCAGGUCAAGUUCAACUCGGCCGCCACGGAGCCGGCGUGGAACGACGGCCGCGUCGGCGUCGAGCCGGGCCUGUUCGUCUGGCGCAUCGAGCAGUUCGAGGUGGUGCCCUGGCCGCAGGACAAGUACGGCCAGUUCUACGACGGCGACAGCUUCAUUGUAUUGCAUUCAUACCGCGUCGGCAGCAAGGACGCGCCGGCGGAACCACAGCGGCUGGGCCACGACAUCUUCUUCUGGCUGGGCCGCCACACGACGCAGGACGAGGCCGGCACGGCCGCCUACAAGACGGUCGAGCUGGACGAGUUCCUCCACGGCCGCGCCACGCAGCACCGCGAGCUGCAGCAGAGCCCGUCGGACGAGUUCGUCGAGCUGUUCCCGCGCCUGCAGAUCCGCGCCGGCGGUGUCCGCUCGGGCUUUCGCCAUGUGGAGCGCGACGAGGACGACAAGGAGGCGGCGGCCACGCUGCUGCGCGUCUUCAAGCUCCCCGGCGGCGGGCCCGGGCGCGACUCGGUCGUCGUGCACGAGGUGGAGCCCAGCGCGGCGAGCCUCGACGACAAGGACGUCUUCAUCCUCGACACAAACGUCAAGAUCUGGGUGUGGCAGGGCCGCGACUGCUCGCCCAUGGAGAAGGCCAAGGCCGCGCAGGUAGUGCACGACAUGACGCUAGCCAAGCACGCCGAGGUCGAGGUGCUGACCCAGACCGAGUCGCGCUCGGGUCUUGUUGUCACCAUGCUCGACGGCGGCGACGAGUUCGGCCCCUCGCACUCGUUCCGCUGCGCGAGGCCGGUCGAGUCGGUCGGGGCGGCCAUGGCGGACCAGCAGCGGCGCCGCCCGCGCCGGCUGUACCGGCUCAGCGACACGUCGGGGAGGCUGCAGUUCACGCUCGUCAAGGACGGCGAGCCCAUCUCGGCCGGCCACCUGGACGGCGACGACGUCUUCCUGCUGGACGACGAGGGCCGCGAGAUCUGGGUCUGGGUCGGCCUGGGCGCCAGCCGGGCCGAGAAGGCGGCGUGGUUCAGGGUCGCGCAGCACUACGUCCGGGAGGUCCUCUGCCAGGACGGCGACAGCGACGAGGCCUUCCUGACCCCGAUCGCCAAGGUAAGGCAGGGCGACGAGGGACCGGCAUUCUCCCGGCUGCUGCAGGUCUAG